AACUGCUCUUAUUGGGUUUGACAAAAUUCAUUAAAAAUGAUUGUUUGUUUGCCCGCGCAUUUAAUUCGACUUCAAUCUGAUUUCCGACCACUAGGUUCUUCUCUGGCGGUGGAUUGGCCGAUAAGUGCUUCAAAAUUUCAAAAGGAUUCCUAUUUUUGGGGAGAGCUGCAAUUUCAGAACAUUCAGAACCGGUGGAAAAGUGGAAAGAUCAAUAUCUUCUUCUUGCAAGGCAUCCCUAGUUCUUAGAAGGUCAAUAGAAUUUUUAAAGUCAUUCACCAUAAGAGGAGCUCUGGUAGGAUUGGGAGGAUUCAAAAAUUCAAAGUCACCAAAAUGUAAAAUAUAGUCCCCCUCUUAAAAUCUGUAAUUUCAAUCGUUGAUCGUACAAAACCGCAUAUAUUCUUAUUUACUUGAAUUUGGGCUUCACUACAAUUUGUGAGAUUCAGAGUUUCAGUGGCUAUGUCGACAAGACCUCCAAAGUGAUCCCCAAUAAUCUCAGACGUGCUUCUACACCAAUUAUCCAAAGGAAGGUUCUUAUUUGUUAACCAACCUCCAUAGUCUUGAUUGUGUCUGAUGUUGUCCCAUCUUUCAAAUUUGAGAUGAAAAUUCCCCUAGGCUUGCCACUUUCCUUUUUCACGAAUAAAGUCCUUGAUUGACCCUUGAUCAAUGCAUUCUCACCAAAUAAAGGGUUUAUUAUGAUUUUUGUUUGAAGAAAUUCUUCCAACUGCUUUUGGAUCACUCUCCAGUCAUCCGAUGCAAAUAAUUUGGAAACAAUCCAUAGGUUUUCAAAAUUAACCUUAGCAACGUCAUGGUUCUUGAUCACCCACUGUCCUUGGCAGUUUGAUUUCUGGUUUGGUGUGCUAUCCCCGUCCGCUUUUUUGUCUUCAUGCCAACCAACUACUUCUGAGACUUUCUUUGCAACAGAAAUGUUGCUUUUGUAGUUUUAACUUUAUCUACGUAACUUAAAUUGCUUGGAGGGGGAUCCAUCCGUUCUUUUAAAUUGCUUGGAGGGGGAUCCAUCCGUUCUUUCCUCUAAGCUUAGAGAAAACCUUCAUCCUUCCUUUGUCUGCUUCGCCCAGUUUCUGGAAGAAACUUAUCCUCUGGUUCUCUUUAUAAAUUCGAGACAGCUUUUAGAAACCAUUCAGAUUGCUUCCUAGUGAGGGACAAUACUCUGCUGGCUUCUACAUCUUUUUUUUUUGAAAGGAGAUGACCUCUUUAUUAAUAUAACAAUAAUGAGACAAAAGCUCAUAGUACAAGAGAAUUAUACAAUGAGCAUGUAACCAUGGAUCAGGAGAUGCACCUGGACAUCUCAACUAGGUUGACACCCCAUAGCACCCUCAUCAUAUCCAAACAAGCUAAAAACCAAAACAAAGGAAUCUUAGUAGUAAAUACUCUGCUCGCUUCUACAUCUUCUACAUGAAAUCUAUUUCCUUCUUUCCAAGUGCAAUAGUGAGCCUAAAGAACUUUGCAACUGACUACUUCCAUCAUUAAUGGUGGGAUCCUUAGCAGGGAAAUGGCAGGGGAGAAAUCUGGCAACAGGAUGGUUAGAAGAGAGGAGAGAGGAGAGAGAAUGUAACAAAGAGGAGGAGGGGGGGGAAGAGAACUUACCUUUUCCAAUCCUCUAAGUACUGCUAUACUGCGUUCAUUAUUUCAAUAAAAAAGAUCUUGUUUCCGUUUAAAAAUAAAGUGAUGAAGUCAAAAACAGUUGUUUUUAAUGUUGCUUGGGCCUUUGGAGAUACUUUUAGCUUAAAUGUUCGACAAGUUUUAUUGGAUCUCUUAUUGAAGAAGGGGUUGAGACUAAUUUGGGUGAACAUGGCUAAGGCCUUGCUUGCGGAUUUAUGGUUUGAACGGAAUCAAAGGAUUUUCCACGAUAAGGAAUUGGGCUGGUUUGAUUGCUUUGAAUCAGCAAGCCACAAGUUUUUUGCUUGGUGCACAUUGGCCAAGGAAUUCAAAGACUAUUCCAUCCAGGAGCGUUGCUUGAAUUGGCGGGCAUUUAUCUUCCCUGACCAUUAGAAGACACCUUUUGAUUCAAUUCCUAUUCAGUUGUCAAUCGAGCUUUUAUUGGAUGGUUCUGUAAAGGGAUUUGCCCUCUAGUUACUGUGUUUGUCUGUAUGUUUUUUUUUUCUUUCGUCUUGUCUCUUUUGGCUUUAAUGAGCUGCAUCCUUGGAGUUAUUUAGCUUGUGAUUAUCUUGUUCCAAUGUGAUGGAGGUGCUAAGGGGUGUCAAACUAGUUGGAAUGUCCAGGUUUUUGGAUGUAAGAAUUGGCGAGCCUUCUGUGACGGUGAAUGCUGUGAGUGAAACUAUCAAUCCUCACAUGUGUCGCUUAUCCGAUCUAACAUAUGCUGCUCCAAUACUAGUUGAUAUCGAGUACAUAGAAGAAAGUCAUGCACAAAAAGCCCCAAGGGAGAAGAAGGACGUCGUCAUCGGGAGAAUGCCUAUAAUGUUACGAAGUCGUUGUUGUGUUUUACAUGGAAAAGAUGAGGCUGAACUUGCGAGGCUUGGUGAAUGCCCACUUGAUCCUGGAGGCUAUUUUAUAAUCAAGGGAACCGAAAAGGUAGUUUUGAUUCAAGAACAACUUUCAAAGAACAGGAUUAUCAUUGAUACUGACAAAAAGGGGAAUAUAAAUGCAUCCGUUACAAGCAGCACUGAGGCAACAAAAAGUAAAACAGUUAUUAAGAUGGAAAAUGAGAAGAUUUAUCUUCAGCUCAAUAUAUUUACUACACCAAAGAUUCCCAUUAUGGUGGUCUUGAAGGCUAUGGGCAUGGAGAGUGUUCAAGAAGUUGUGCAAAUGGUUGGAAGGGAUCCUCGAUAUGGAGCCCUACUUCUUCCAUCAAUUGAGGAAUGUGCGAAGGAAAAAAUAUAUACACAAGAACAAGCAUUAGAGUAUCUUGAGACAAAGGUGAAGAAGUUUCAAUUUGCUAGUGCUCCUCCAGAAAAGGAAGGAAGGGCUCUAGGGAUACUUCGCGAUGUUUUUCUUGCCAAUGUCCCUGUGUAUAAGAAUAACUUCCAUCCAAAAUGCAUAUAUGUUGCAGUUAUGAUGAGACGGAUGAUGGAUGCAAUUUUGAGUAAAGAUGCUAUGGAUGACAAGGAUUAUGUGGGCAACAAACGUUUGGAGCUUUCUGGCCAGUUGAUCUCUUUACUUUUUGAGGAUUUAUUCAAGACAAUGGUUAGUGAAGUGAAGAAGACGAUUGAUAAACUUCUUGGAAAGCACAGUAGGUCAAGUCGGUUUGACUUCUCACAGCAUCUGAAUUCAAACAUUAUUUCAUUUGGGCUAGAAAGGACCCUUUCAACUGGUAACUGGGAUGUCAAAAGGUUCAGGAUGCAUCGGAAGGGGAUGAGUCAGGUUCUUGCCAGGUUAUCUUUUAUUUCUACUAUGGGCCAUGUGACUAGAGUCUCUCCUCAGUUUGAGAAGUCCAGGAAAGUUAGUGGCCCAAGAGCCUUACAACCUAGUCAGUGGGGUAUGCUUUGCCCAUGCGAUACUCCAGAAGGUGAGGCUUGUGGACUAGUAAAAAACUUGGCUUUGAUGACUCAUGUAACAACUGAUCAAGAAGAAGGCCCAUUAAUUUCUUUGUGCUAUUGUUUGGGUGUCGAAGACUUGGAGCUUCUUUCUGCAGAAGAGCUACACACACCAAAUUCCUUUCUUGUUAUUUUUAAUGGACGGAUUCUUGGCAAGCAUAGGAGGCCACAGUAUUUUGCUACUGGUAUGAGAAUGCUGAGGAGAGCUGGAAAAAUUGGGGAGUUUGUCAGUGUCUUUGUGAAUGAGAAACAGCACUGUGUAUACAUUGCUUCUGAUGGAGGACGGGUUUGCCGUCCACUUGUCAUUGCUGACAAAGGUGUAUCUAGGAUUAGAGAAUACCAUAUGAAAGAGUUAUCGGAUGGAGUCCGUACAUUUGAUGAUUUUUUACGGGAUGGUUUAAUUGAGUAUCUUGAUGUGAAUGAGGAGAAUAAUGCUUUGAUUGCUUUAUAUGAAGGAGAAGCUACACCUGAAACAACCCAUAUCGAGAUAGAGCCCUUGACCAUUUUAGGUGUUGUAGCUGGACUAAUUCCUUAUCCUCAUCAUAACCAGUCACCUAGAAACACGUAUCAGUGUGCUAUGGGAAAGCAAGCCAUGGGAAAUAUUGCAUACAAUCAGUUAAGACGGAUGGACACAUUACUUUACUUGCUGGUGUAUCCCCAGAGACCCUUAUUAACAACCAAGACAAUUGAGCUGGUUGGAUAUGACAAGCUCGGAGCAGGCCAGAAUGCAACCGUUGCCGUCAUGAGUUACAGUGGCUAUGAUAUAGAGGAUGCAAUUGUCAUGAAUAAAUCGUCACUUGAUCGUGGUUUUGGUCGUUGUAUUGUUUUUAAGAAAUAUUCUUCUGUCAACCAGAAGUAUGAAAACAACACUGCUGACAGGAUAGUAAGGCCAAAUAGAAAUGAAGAUUUUACAGGAAAUAUGCAGAUACUAGAUGAUGAUGGACUUGCUGCACCAGGAGAGAUAAUUAGACCAAAUGACGUUUAUGUCAACAAACAAUCCCCCAUCAUAACGAAAGGAUCGCCCUUACCAGGAAUACCAGAUAGUGCAUAUAGACCUUGCAGACAAAUAUUUAAAGGUUCUGAAGGAGAACCAACAGUGGUUGAUAGGGUGGCUCUUUCCACAGAUAAGAAUGACUGUUUAUGUAUCAAAUUCUUGAUUCGUCAGACCCGUAGACCAGAGCUCGGUGAUAAGUUCAGUAGCAGACAUGGACAAAAAGGUGUCUGUGGCACAAUUGUGCAGCAAGAAGAUUUCCCAUUUUCAGAACGUGGAAUUUGUCCGGAUCUAAUUAUGAAUCCUCAUGGAUUUCCGAGUCGAAUGACAGUGGGGAAGAUGAUUGAACUUUUAGGUGGAAAGGCUGGGGUUUCAUGUGGUAGGUUUCACUAUGGUAGUGCAUUUGGAGAGCCAAGUGGUCAUGCAGAUAAAGUUGAUGCUAUAAGCGAGACUCUUAUCGAGAGGGGCUUCAGUUACAACGGGAAGGACUUUCUUUACUCAGGUAUCACAGGUUGCCCACUACAAGCAUAUAUAUUUAUGGGACCAAUUUACUACCAAAAGUUAAAACACAUGGUCUUGGACAAAAUGCAUGCUCGAGGUAGUGGUCCACGCGUCAUGUUAACUAGACAACCAACAGAAGGAAGAGCUAGGAAUGGAGGACUGCGCGUAGGAGAAAUGGAACGUGAUUGUUUAAUUGCUUAUGGUGCUAGCAUGCUGAUUUACGAACGCUUAAUGAUCUCAAGCGAUCCUUUUGAAGUUCAGGUCUGCAGAGUUUGUGGCUUGUUGGGAUAUUACAAUCACAAGCUAAAAACAGGAAUCUGUUCAUCGUGUAAAAAUGGAGAUAAUAUCUCCACUAUGAAGCUUCCAUAUGCGUGCAAGCUCUUAAUACAGGAACUCCAAUCUAUGAACAUCGUUCCUCGUCUAAAGCUAGCAGAAGCGUGAUCAGAAUCAAAGCCAUGAUUCAAACAGAGUACAUAGUCGAAAAUUUUUGAAAAGCACAUUUGCAAGCCAAUCAUCCAAACUGCAGGAUAAAAUGAGGCCUUACGUUCCUACCUAACUCGGGUUCAUACAUGCACAUUGCGCAACAUCAUGUCACCGAGAGGCAAAUCCAUUUUCUGCUAUUCUUAUGCAAAUAAGCUAGUGAGAGAAAGUACUAGAAAAGUUUUUGGGGAAGGUCAUAUUAUUGGGUGACAUCAUGUUAUUUUACCGGAUUGCUCAGUUAUGCAAUUGAAAAUGAAAGAUCCUUAGUUUUGAAUCUUUUGUGACUGUUGUAAAGAGACGUGGAGUUGUGUAUGGUUGAUAAAAAUUAUUGUUAAACAAAAGUUUUUUCUUAUCCAUCUUUAA
This is a messenger RNA of Cucumis melo (muskmelon), 5847 nucleotides long. Its product is annotated as DNA-directed RNA polymerase III subunit 2. Gene Ontology annotation, molecular function: ribonucleoside binding; DNA binding; DNA-directed RNA polymerase activity. Gene Ontology annotation, cellular component: RNA polymerase III complex. Gene Ontology annotation, biological process: DNA-templated transcription. The transcript is spliced from 36 exons. Bases 2200 to 5445 code for a protein of 1081 amino acids. The record is from RefSeq and is a predicted model, not a curated record. Lineage: Eukaryota; Viridiplantae; Streptophyta; Magnoliopsida; Cucurbitales; Cucurbitaceae.